AUGGCCGUCGACAUCAAGGGCAGAGGCGAAAUAGGCUGUGCGUACUACAUUGCAGGCGAGGAGAAACUCUUAUGCAUGGAAGAGGUCAUUGGUGGUGCCACGGAUGUCGUUGACAAAUUGAAACUGGACCUUCAGCCCACGAGAGUCAUCCUCUCCCUCCGCUUAGAUGUUACCUCAGAGUCUGAUGAUCCUCGAUCACGCCAAAAUGUAUCUCUGGUGGACGAUGACGAUCGGCAGCCUCUGCCGUAUCAAGUUGAGAUACGCCCGACACCUGAAUUCAACUACGAGGACGCUCUGAACAAGUUGAUUGGACUGUCUUCCUUUGCUGAGGAUACCUCGACUCAAUUUCUCGUCCCAGGCGACUCCAUGGGAAACGACGAAAGGUUGCAGCCAGAAGAGCUCGGCCUGACAAAGAGACGAGGCACGCUGAUGCAGAUAGCAACCUGGUUGGAUCUCGACAACAGAGUCAGCAUCGGCUGUGCCGGUGCCAUCAUAUCCUGCUUGCAGCGAAGACGAUCGGCGGCUUAUCUGCCAGGAGAUCCAGAUGCCAACCACAACCAGACUACCUUCCGCAUUUCCCGACUCGAAAUGUUCAGCCUCCGUGGAACCAUGCUCGUGAACAGUGACACCCUUGUCUCAUUGCAAAUCGUCCAGCCAGAGUCUCAUCCGAACGCGUUCAACCAAGGGCCUGGUGGCUCGUCUAAAGGGGCGAAAGAAUCGCUGUCCGUUUAUGGACUGUUCCAGCACCAUGCACUCACCCCACAGGGAAAAGCACGUCUCCGGCAAGCAUUCUUGCGGCCGUCUCUGGAUGUAGAGCUGAUAAAUGCCCGUCUCGACUUCAUCUCCGUGUUCGUUCGGCCGGAGAACCAGUCCGUACGUGAACAGCUCACCAAGAGCCUCGGUCGGAUCAAGAACAUGCGCAACACCGUCACUCUCCUCCACAAGGGAAUUGACGGCGGAAAGGCCAAGCAGAACGCGUUCAAAGGCAGCGUGUGGGAGUCCCUUUUGGGGUUCUGCUACCACGCCAUCGACAUUGCAGACACUCUCAGAGAGGCCCUGGGAGCAGAGCAUCUCCCCUUGUGUGUCCGAGCCGCAGGGGUCCUCGACCGACCUAGCCUCAAGAGGAUCGGCCGCUUCGUGAACGAGAUUGUUGACCGCGAAUCAUCAAUGGACCAGCAUCGCACGGUAAUCAACCGAGGCGUAAAUGAAGACCUGGACCAGUUGAAAGACGUCUACGACGGAAUGGAAGACAUCCUAAACGAAAAGGCCUGCGAUAUCCAGCGGACGAUCCCGCGAGAACUCAAUAUCGAAUUGAACGUCACCUAUCUGCCACAUCUUGGCUUCCACCUUACCAUCCCCCGGGAUCCAGCGACGGGCCGGGCUGUGUAUGAUGGUGGUGGGCAAGGAGCAUUGGCUCGGUGGCAGCUCAUGUUCACCACGCCGGCCCAGUGUUACUACAAGGACGCCACGAUGCACGAGAUGGACCACGAAUUGGGGGAUCUGUACUCCGCCAUCUGCGACAUGGAGGUCGAAAUCGCCUACGAACUGGCACAGAAUGUGCUCCGGGACGAAGACCUUUUGACCGCGGCGUCGGAUGUUUGUGGUGAGCUGGACUGCUCGCUGGCCUUUGCUCACGCCGCGCAUCAGUAUCAUCUGACUCGGCCCACAAUUACAGAGGACAACGUCAUCGAGAUCAAGGGAGGGAGACACCUGUUGCAAGAGAUGACGGUGCCAUCCUUUGUGGCAAAUGACACUUUUCUCGUCGGAGGCAAUGGAGAAGAAACUGAUCCUGCGGAAGGACCAAGCAUGAUUUUGUUGACGGGCCCCAAUUAUUCGGGCAAAUCUGUCUAUCAGAAGCAGGUCGCCCUGGCAGUAUACAUGGCUCAGGUUGGUUCAUUCCUCCCAGCCGACUCUGCAACCAUCGGCAUCACCGACAAGAUUCUCACGCGCGUCACGGCCCGAGAGACCGUGUCCAAGGUCCAGUCGGCCUUCAUGAUCGAGAUACAACAGAUCGCCAUCGCUUUAAAUUCCUGUACCCGACGCAGCUUGGUGGUGAUUGAUGAAUUCGGGAAAGGCACCGAUACAUUUGACGGGGCGGGUCUUGCUGCGGGAGUCUUUCAUCACCUGCUCUCCCUGGGACCGGAAGCACCAAAGACGCUAGUCGCUACACACUUUCACGAAAUCUUUGAGUUGGGACUCUUUCGCGGCGCAACGAAUGUCGCUUUUGCGCACAUGGAGGUUCAAGUCGAUGAAAGAGAGAGCCCCUGUGCCGGCGAAGAUAAUAGUCAGGUUACCUAUCUAUUCAAUCUUCGCCCGGGCCGCAGUAAUUUGUCCUACGGCGUCCAGUGCGCGGCGAUGAAUGGCGUCCCAGCAGAGAUUGUCGAGCGAGCCGUUGAAAUCGCUCAAUUGGCGCAACAAGGAGAGGAUCUUGUGGCGAUAUGUUCGGCUUUGAAGGAGGAUGAGAUUGAAGAGUUGAGGAGCGCUGAGCGGGCGUCGAGGAUGUUUCUCGGUGAAGAUCUUGAUCGUGAUGACUGGACGGAGGAGGAACUUGUGUCUUCCCUAGAUGCGAUGCUGGAGAUCAAUACAGUUCCUCCUGAGCAGGAGUCGAGUAUCUCGGAAUGA
Fonsecaea multimorphosa CBS 102226 is the source of this 2622-nucleotide messenger RNA. RefSeq lists its product as uncharacterized. Lineage: Eukaryota; Fungi; Ascomycota; Eurotiomycetes; Chaetothyriales; Herpotrichiellaceae. The transcript is spliced from 3 exons. Gene Ontology annotation, cellular component: nucleus. Gene Ontology annotation, molecular function: ATP binding; ATP-dependent DNA damage sensor activity; mismatched DNA binding. Gene Ontology annotation, biological process: mismatch repair; chiasma assembly. The record is from RefSeq and is a predicted model, not a curated record. Bases 1 to 2622 code for a protein of 873 amino acids.